Molecule: messenger RNA, 1737 nt
Organism: Penicillium robsamsonii
Lineage: Eukaryota; Fungi; Ascomycota; Eurotiomycetes; Eurotiales; Aspergillaceae
Product: putative pyridine nucleotide-disulfide oxidoreductase
Exons: 1
Coding region: 1-1737 (578 amino acids)
Molecular function (GO): NADH dehydrogenase activity
Source: RefSeq, a predicted model, not a curated record
AUGCAAACCCGGCCAUUGAGCGCAAUGCUCCCUCUGCGGCACCAGGCCCUACGUAUACGGAAGCUGUUCCCUUGCCUUGCCCAGACUCCCAACUCUACAUACCUCUCUUCCUCUAGCAUCGCGCUGGCAGUCAUUGUAUCAGGCCGGAGAUGCCUCGCCACACACGUUGAACAGCCCGUCGCAGCUCAGCCGUCUGAUAAUAAAAAAGAACGAGUCGUCAUUCUUGGAUCCGGCUGGGGCGGAUACACUCUUUCGCGCAGGCUUUCUCAAAAGACAUAUGCACCUCUCAUAAUCUCACCUCGCUCAUACUUCGUCUUCACUCCUCUCCUCACCAAUACGGCCAGCGGAUCCCUCGAUUUCUCCAACAUCGUCGAGCCUGUGCGCGAUCCACGCGCCAAGGUCGACUUCAUCCAAGCAGCCGCGCGUGGAGUUAAUCUGAAAAAGAAGACUGUUCUAUGUGAAGCAACAGUCGUCAAAAGCGGUGUCACUGAAUCACCUCGCACGGCCGAAAAUGAGCGAGGAACCGAGGAUGGCCCGCAGACCACGAAUAUGAAGCCUAUGCAAGCACAACGUCAAUGGGAACAGGGAGAAACAUUUGAAGUACCCUACGAUAAGCUUGUCAUUGCCGUAGGCGCCGUCAGCCAGACGUUUGGAACACCGGGAGUGCGGGAGAAUGCAAUGUUCUUCAAAGAUAUCGGAGACGCAAAACGGGUUAAGCGUCGCGUGCGGGAAUGCUUCGAGCUGGCUGCGCUGCCAUUCACUACCCCAGAGAUGCGAAAGUGGCUGCUGAACUUUGCGAUUGUCGGAGCUGGUCCAACCGGCAUCGAGCUUGCGGCAUCGCUGCGCGAUUUCAUCUACUCCGAUCUGAUGGCACUAUACCCGACUCUUGAUGCACUUCCGAAGAUCACAUUGUACGAUGUUGCACCCAAGGUGCUUUCAAUGUUCGAUGAGUCGCUUUCCCGUUAUGCGAUGGAGACUAUGGAGCGAGAGGGUAUUGAUAUCAAGACCUCUCACCAUGUCAAAAGUCUGCGCUGGGGCCAGCCUGGUGCAGCUCCACCGUACCAUAUGGAUCCGAAGCGUUGCCUGACUCUUACAACCGAAGAAGAUGGUGAACUGGGCGUCGGCAUGUGUGUUUGGGCAACGGGUAAUGCCAUGCCUAAGUUCAUCACCGACUCGCUUGAUUCAGUUGACGCAUACCCCAGAGACUCCAUCCAUAGCGUUGAGAGCUCUUCACCUGUAGCGAUAGAUGUCGAACACGCAUCGUGGAAAUUCAAGAAAGCACCCAAGCAAGGACCCCUUCUUGUCGAUGGACAUCUGCGGGUACAGCUGCAAAACGAAACCGGCCAGACAGCCGUUCUUCGGGACGUGUUCGCAUUGGGUGACAACGCCAUGCCAGAGACCGGUGCCCCUCCCGCAACGGCACAGGCUACCAGCCAAGAGUCCAAGUGGCUAGCUGAUCGUUUGAACAAAAAUGACCUGGCUCAGACCCCGCCGUUCUCAUUCCGUGACCUGGGCACGAUGGCGUACAUUGGCGACGAGCGGGCAUUGAUGCAAAUACCCCACAAGGCUGGCCGUGGUUCCAACAGUUUUAUGCCAGAAGGUAUCAAGGGACGUACCGCCUCACUCAUCUGGAAGACGGCAUACAUCGGCAUGAGCAUCAGCUGGCGCAAUAAAUUGCGCGUGGCUUUCCGGUGGACGUUGAAUAAGUUCUUUGGGCGGGACGUUUCGCGGUUUUGA